CGUCCUCCUGUGGCACGGGGAGUUCGUCUGCGAUGGAAACCGGUGUACGGGAGCACCGGGUUGGCCGCGGCGGCGGAAACACGACGGCGCAGCAACGGCAAUAAUAUCCGCAACGACGCAGCGCCGGCGAAGCGGACGGCCACGCGCUCGGCCGAUGAGAGCCUCUCGGCGUCGCAGCGGUACCGCGGCGCCAGGGCGCACCCUCCCAGCCGCCGACGCAGCAACCAGAGGGCACCAUCGGCGAGAGCGGCGGCGGCGCGGCGGACAUGGGGAACGCCAUGCCCGCGCGGUGCUAGGGGCGCUAGUGCCGAUGGAGGAAAGGAGCCGCUGGAUCAGGUGCGCCUUCGCCGGAUCCACUCAUUCCAGCUCGUUGGCCGGCCUCCCUCCCCUGCUCGCCGACGGCCGCCGCAGGUGAGCGGCUCCAUUCAUAUACUAGAAAUUGGCACUGGUAAGCUGCCGAGGCUUCUCCAAGUUCCUUAUCCACUGCUGACCAAGACUUGUACUAGUAUUGUUUUAUCUGCAAGACCAAGACUCCGAGACAUCCCAAAAAUAUUCUCUAGUUGCGUUUCACUUUCUUUCCCUGUCGCUAGUGAUCACACAUGCAUUCACACCAAUCUAAGUUUGAUUUUCCACACCAGCUUGAUCGCACCCUCUUACUCUCUCCACUCAGUGCCUUUCGGCCAAUUAUAUUCCAACAUGUAGCCAAGUGGAGGCUCUCAUUCUUGAUUGAAGUCAAAUAAAUAUUCUUGACCGACUUGCCUAUGUAGGAUAAUAGAAUUGGUGUAAUGGAUGAAUAUUUUGCAUUGAGGCCUCAGCCGGUAUAUAUGAGAGUACAUGACUUGGGGGGCAAGGCUCCCCGGGAUACAUAUGGCAGUCUACGAUACGUAUAUCUACAACUACCAAAUAUACUCUAAUAGCCUACCUCUUUUUCCCUUGUAUAGAACCAAAUCCUCCACACCCUAGACUUGCAUGGCAUACCUCCUUUUCCCUGUCAAAGUCUUCGAUAUCAUUGAAUUCUCUUUUAAGUUCUCAUCUUGCCUCAUUGUAUGACUUUACCCUCGAGAUAUCGCUGCAUACAAGAGGUAACUGUCCAUGUGUUCUAAGGGAAGGGAUAAAACAGAUCCUUGAAUCCUGAUGGCGGAGAUUGUCGGGUCUGCAGUUGUCCAGGAGACGGUUAGCUAAAUCCUCUCUAAUCUGGUUCAAAAUUAUGGGGAGAAAGAGAAAUCAAAUGCGAACAGAAACUUGGAGAGGUUAGAGAUGGCACACAUCAGGCUGGAGGCUGCUCUUGAGACGUCAGAAAAGUGGCAGAUCACUGAUGUGUCCUUGCUGCGUUGGCGCAGGAAGCUGAAGCGUGCUGCCCAAGAGUGUGACGACACUCUGCAUAAAUGCAAACAGAGGAUCCUAGAAGAAGAGACAGAACAGAGGGUGAGAAAUUCCCCAUUUCCUGUACGUAUAGCACAUACUACUAAGUCAUUUGUUUUCUCCAUCUUUAGCCCCAACAAUGACGAGUCGAACAGUUCCAUUGUUAGAAGAUUUGAGUGGUUUGCAGAUGGUGCUAGUGAGUUUCUGAGAUUAGUAGAGCUUGGUGGCACGCCCUAUUGUCACAUGCCCUUUGACACUCUUAUCAGGCACCUUCUUACAGGCAAGAAAUUGCAGCACAGAAUCAUUCGAGCAAACAAGUGCCCUUUGUUUCUACAGUUGGUUCCCUUUAUUACUGCAGAAUAUCGAAUAGAGGCCAGACUCAUCUUUAUUCAGACAGAUGGUAAUGUAUCGGAGGACGACUUUUUCCUUUCUAUAAUGCUACAGCUUUCAGAGAGUACAGACAUAGUAGGGACUGCAAUUAAGUGCCUACAACCGUAUGCCCCUAUUUUCAAGUCAACAGUUGAAACCGUUAGAAAAGAACUUGUACAACUAGCUACAGAAGACUUCUCAUGGGUGCCACAUGUUGAUACACACCACAAAGAACAUUGGGACAAUCUUCACAGCUUUGGCACUGAUUGGUUUCGCCCAAACCCAUUAUGUUGCAAGCAGAAUGAUCAGCACAAGCUCUAUCAUGGUAGAAAGUUAAACACGUCAAGAUUACUAGAUGUCUCUUUAGAACCAGUUAUUGAAGUACAUCUGCAAUGCCAUAUCUCGCUCUCAGAGUGCAGCCAACAUAGGUCCUUACUGUUUGAUACAAAAAGUUCUCUACCAGAUUCUUCAUAUCUGAAAGUUGGACUCCUUUUGACGCCCCAUGGGUAUGUAGAAGAUAUCCUACUUGUGGAUAGAAGUCCUGCAAUACCGGCAAUCUACAGCAAGGAGCAGCAUUGUUUGCAUACAGAUUUCACCUUUGGCCAACUUGGAGAGAUCAUGCUGCCAAAGGCAAUAGAUUACUUCUGCAAGAAUGACGAAGCAACAGUCUACCAAAUGCUUUGGAAACCAAAACAUGGCGCUGCAUACAUUCAGGUUGAGAAGGCAAGCAUGAGCUCACGGAGAACAAGCAUGAGAACACGGAGAAAUUUUCAGGGACCUAGGAAAGGAAAGAUGUUGCAAUGGCAUGAUCAAGAGAUAGGGAGACAGACAAACACGAUCUUUCAAUUCCUCAACCUGUGGGUUGCACAUGCACCUGUCCAGCUGCAAGGCUCGAUUGUGGACUGGAUUCAGAAAGAAAAGGAAAGUCAGUUAGCAGCAUUGCAAUACAUCUGAAAUUCUUAAACCAUCUAGCAUGGAUGGAUAAGGGAAAUGAGAAAUACAAGACUGGGAAUCGGAUGUUCUAGGGAACACAUCAAUAUUUGGAGUUACUAUUCAUAGCUGGGCACGACUAUGCCAGAAACAUAAAAGACCUAUGUCGUCAGAGCAAAAUCCUAGCAAGAAGGUUGUGAAGUUACAUCUCAGCAGUCUAUUCUGUUGCCUAACAAAGUUACAGUUACAAUUAUAAUUAGAGGUACUAAGUUGUACACUAGGAACUUGUGCAUGUGUAGCCCAUCACUCAUUUUUAGUUUUCGUGUGGUGUCGCUUGUUUCUCGCCAUCUGAUCUCAUUUAUCAAAAUUUAAUUUAUCUUUCAGCGUCUGUAGUUAUUUUUUGCCAUGAGAAUUUUAAGUGGGUGGUUAUGUACCUUGUAUUAUCACCAUUUUAGAGGAAAAGUAUAAGGAUACUGCUCUAUUGUA
Panicum virgatum (switchgrass) is the source of this 3147-nucleotide messenger RNA. RefSeq lists its product as uncharacterized. The transcript has 2 exons. The record is from RefSeq and is a predicted model, not a curated record. Bases 1258 to 2685 code for a protein of 475 amino acids. Lineage: Eukaryota; Viridiplantae; Streptophyta; Magnoliopsida; Poales; Poaceae.